This is a messenger RNA of Elephantulus edwardii (Cape elephant shrew), 684 nucleotides long. RefSeq names its product nucleic acid binding protein 2 (gene NABP2). Gene Ontology annotation, cellular component: SOSS complex. The transcript is spliced from 6 exons. The coding region runs from base 49 to 684 and encodes 211 amino acids. Lineage: Eukaryota; Metazoa; Chordata; Mammalia; Macroscelidea; Macroscelididae. The record is from RefSeq and is a predicted model, not a curated record. Gene Ontology annotation, biological process: double-strand break repair via homologous recombination; response to ionizing radiation; mitotic cell cycle checkpoint signaling. Gene Ontology annotation, molecular function: DNA binding.
CUCCAUUCGCCUUUCCCCCUUUCAGUGGGGUGCCGAGGUUCUGGCAGCAUGACGACGGAGACGUUUGUGAAGGAUAUCAAGCCAGGGCUCAAGAAUCUGAACCUCAUCUUUAUUGUGCUGGAAACAGGCCGAGUGACCAAGACAAAGGAUGGGCAUGAGGUUCGGACUUGCAAAGUGGCAGACAAAACUGGCAGCAUAAAUAUCUCAGUCUGGGACGAUGUGGGUAACCUGAUCCAGCCUGGGGACAUUAUCCGGCUCACGAAAGGGUAUGCUUCAGUGUUCAAAGGUUGUCUGACAUUAUACACUGGUCGAGGGGGUGAUCUGCAGAAAAUUGGAGAAUUCUGUAUGGUUUAUUCUGAAGUUCCUAAUUUCAGUGAGCCGAACCCAGAGUACAAUGCCCAGCAGGCACCCAACAAGGCGGUGCAGAAUGACAGCAGCUCUUCUGCCCCACAACCUCCUGCCGGACCCCCUGCUGCUUCUCCAGCUUCUGAGAACCAGAAUGGGAACGGACUGAGUGCCCUGCCAGGUCCUGGUGGUGGCGCACACCCCUCUCAUGCUCCUUCCCACCCACCUAGCACCCGGAUCACCCGCAGUCAGCCCAACCAUACAACUCCUGGCCCUCCUGGUCCUGCAAGCAAUCCUGUCAGUAAUGGCAAAGAAACCCGAAGGAGCAGCAAAAGAUAG